CAAACAUGAAACUAACAAAUAUGUUAAGUUUCCUAAACUUAUCGACCUUUGAAGACGUGUGGUUAUUGCUUUAAAGUUCAGUGAGCUUUUAUUAAUUGAAAUAAAUCAUGUGGUUUAGCAGGUCAGAUCUCAAAGGAUUUUACACAGCAACGAUACACCAAAGUAAUGGAAAGCAUGAAGUGUCUACCGGUGGGGUGCCACGCCUACAGCCAGGGCGCUGCCGGCACCGCCUUCACUCAGCUGGUGACCCACUUCCUCGCCUCGCAGUGUCUAAUCACGGAGCAGUGGCCCACCGACUACUCUUAUGGAUUGUCCAGUGGAGACACGUUUGACUUCAUCAUCGUCGGCGCUGGUACGGCUGGUUCCUUACUGGCGAACAGACUGUCUGAAGUUGAGGAGUGGAAAAUUCUACUGAUCGAAGCUGGUGGAGAUCCCCCCAUGGAGAGCAUCAUUCCCAAUUAUGCAACCGCAACGCACAGAACUCGAAACGCAUAUCAAUAUUAUACAGAACAAGAAGAUAAUAUCGUCGGAGGAGGUCUCGACAAGCGCGCGUACUGGCCGCGAGGCAAGGGUCUCGGAGGCACAAGCUCCAUCAACGGACAUCUUCACAUGCGAGGCAGUGCAGGAGACUACGCACCUUGGCAUAUGUCGGAGGACGAUGGCUGGGACUGGCCGACCUUGAGAGAAUACUUCAAAAAGAGUGAGAAAAUGGUCGACCCUUUCAUUCUUAACAAUCCAGAACUUAGAAAAGAACACGGCACUGAAGGAGAGUUUGUUGUGGAUCAACUGAACUUUACGCACGGAGACAUCGCUGAGAGACUGACUGACGCUUACAAAGAAUUGGGAUUGACAUACUUAGAUGACUUAAAUGGUCCCACGCAAUUGGGUGUUGGAAAAAUCAGAGGUGCAAUUCACAAGGGAAGGCGAGUAAGUUCUGCUACAGCAUUCUUAAAUACUGCAAGAGAACGUAAAAACUUAAAAGUUAUGAAAUAUUCUUAUGUAAAAAAAUUAGAAAUUGAUGCAAAGAACAAAACUGUAAAGGGCGUCACACUUUCACUUUUGUAUGGACACCUUAAAGAAAUGGACGUCAAGCUGGUGGCGGACGUACCAGUUGGAAAGAAUCUACAAGACCAUGUUCGUAUACCAAUACCAGUGACAGUGGAUACUGGAGCUGAGAGAAGAGGCGAAGAGUUUUGGCAGAAAGCUGCAGCCCAGUACUUAGUCGACCAAACAGGACCACUCGCAACUAAUUAUGAUCAACCCAAUGUUAAUGCAUUUUUGUCUGUUUCUGGUGACAAAUCUCUACCCGAUGUUCAAAUAGACCACAAUUACUUUUUACCAAACACUUCAUACAUAAAUUCUAUGUGCAGAGAUACAUUUUCUUUCAAUGAUAGCAUUUGUAAACAAUUCGUGGAAUUUAAUAAAGAGAAAGAAAUGUUCAUAUUCUUUGUAGCGCUCUGCCGCCCCCACUCGAGAGGCGAAAUACUGCUACGCGGUAAGAAUGCGAUGGAACAUCCCAAAAUUUUCACGAGGUACUUCAAUGACUCACGCGAUAUGGAAACCUUCGUGAAAGGUAUUAAAAAAGUAAUGGAAAUUGUUAAGACACCAACAUUCAAAAAUAUGAAAGCUGAAAUACAGAGGAUUUAUUUUGACGGCUGUGAUGACUUUGAGUUUGAAAGCGAUGACUAUUGGGAAUGUAUGGCUAGGACUGUCACUUACCAUGUCUACCACCCCGUGGGCACUGCUAUGAUGGGCAGGUCGAAAGAAUCUGGAGCAGUAGUUGACAGUAGGCUGAAGGUGUUCGGACUCAAGAACCUGAGGGUAGUGGACGCUAGCGUGAUGCCCACGAUACCUAGUGUUAACACUAACGCUCCCACUAUGAUGAUUGCUGAAAGGGCAGCAGACUUCAUUAAGAAGACUAUCAAAGAGGAACAAUCAGAAACCAGAAAGAUGAAUUGUAAUUCUCUGUCUCACGAUGUGUGUUCUAUUACACCUAGUAUGUAUGUAAUAUUAAAAGUUAUUCUGUGCUAG
Molecule: messenger RNA, 2031 nt
Organism: Spodoptera littoralis (African cotton leafworm)
Lineage: Eukaryota; Metazoa; Arthropoda; Insecta; Lepidoptera; Noctuidae
Source: the annotation of a GenBank genome assembly